Bipolaris sorokiniana ND90Pr is the source of this 879-nucleotide messenger RNA. RefSeq lists its product as uncharacterized. The record is from RefSeq and is a predicted model, not a curated record. The transcript has 3 exons. Lineage: Eukaryota; Fungi; Ascomycota; Dothideomycetes; Pleosporales; Pleosporaceae. Bases 1 to 879 code for a protein of 292 amino acids.
AUGAUGCUUGUUAUCUCAGGCAUGAUCCUAGUGUACGACCUCAAUCUCACCACUUGGAAGCAAUGUCGGGCAUCGAUCACAGUGUGUCUAUCCUUGUACUUCUCCUUGAAGGUUUUACUAUAUAUAUUCUAUCUGGAAAGGACACACAUUGCAUGUCAACCACUUGCGCGAAGACACGACACGAUGUGGAUUGGCGGCAUAGUCAUGACCGUUGGAUUUUUCGGAGGCAUGACUGUCUGGUGCAUCGCUACACCUCACUCUGCUAUUAGUGUACACGAUGGUCAUUGUCGAACCGGAAGCGACAUGAUACCAUCCUACACCACAUUUUCCACUGAUAUUGUGAUUAACUUCUCACUCACGGGCGUCUUCAUCUGGCUGAUCUUACCUAUUUUGAAGAGCCAGGCACGGGGUCCAACGACUGUCGUGGAUGAAUUUUCACUGUCUCCUGCUCUAGGUCCGUCUGGACUCAGGGGAGUCCUGCGCAGCAAUGUCGAGAGAGACGACCCACUAGCUUCCAGUGUCAAGAAAAUGAUUAGGAGAAAUAUCAUUGGAUCUAUCUUGACAUUCGUAGCCGGCGCAAUCAACCUAAUUGUUUACUUUGUUAAUGCAACUAGUCAGAUCAUAUUUGUGUGUUAUACAAUGUGUAUCGUCGACGUAGUGUUUGGAGUCCUGGUCGUCCAAUGGCUAAUAUUCGGGUCACACGAACCAGAUAUGAAUUUCAAUCCACCGCCCAGUCACGCUAACCUUGCGAACUUACGGAUGGCGUAUAUCGAUAAUCGUACUAUGCCUGAACGCAUCAACAUCUCUACUAAAGAAUCAAGACCAGAAUCAAAAUGCGAUAUAGACUUCAUUACUAUGCCUGAGAAUUUUGAAACUUAA